AUGGCGACAGCACAGAUCCCUUUGCCUGAAAAGUUAGAUUCAAAAAAGCCAGAAGAUUGGAAGCGAUGGAUAGAACGCUUUGAAUGCUAUCGCAUUGCAGCGGGACUUGACGACAAAGUCCAGAUAAACACUUUGGUUUAUGCAAUGGGUGGAAAUGCCAACGAUAUCUUGAAAAGCUUUCAUCUCGACGAAAAAGACUAUGUCUACGAGACAGUUAUUCAACAAUUCGCAUCGCAUUUUGUGAGACGGUCGAAUGUUAUAUUCGAACGAGCUCGCUUUAAUAAACGUGUACAAGGCGAGAAAGAGUCGGUGAUCGAUUUUAUCGAAGCUAAUUAG
Paramuricea clavata is the source of this 336-nucleotide messenger RNA. Lineage: Eukaryota; Metazoa; Cnidaria; Anthozoa; Malacalcyonacea; Plexauridae. The record is from the annotation of a GenBank genome assembly.